Oncorhynchus nerka (sockeye salmon) is the source of this 6425-nucleotide messenger RNA. Its product is annotated as RNA exonuclease 1 homolog. Bases 163 to 3966 code for a protein of 1267 amino acids. Lineage: Eukaryota; Metazoa; Chordata; Actinopteri; Salmoniformes; Salmonidae. Gene Ontology annotation, molecular function: nucleic acid binding; exonuclease activity. The record is from RefSeq and is a predicted model, not a curated record. The transcript is spliced from 16 exons. Gene Ontology annotation, cellular component: nucleus.
UCCAACAUGGCGUCGUAGGGAUUCUGUUGUUGUUGUAUUGCACGUAGUUAUGUGAAGGAACCCAAGUGGAUUCAUCUCCAUUUAUUCAAACUAAACAACUAACUACUAGAUUAAAUAGUGUCGGUCUCGAUUCGGCGGGUAUGAGAGAGGUCUGGGAAGACUAUGCUGAGAUCCACCGGUUUCUUCCUUGGGAUUGACUGCCCGUUUUACACGGAUAGUUGCAACGUGAAAAGUGUCAAAGAUGGGUGCAAAAGACCGUACUGUCACUUCAGACACAGCCAACAGAGACGGGCGUCUUAUGGAUCAAAUGACAUAAGAAAAUCAAACGAGCUUUACUCCAAACAAAAGGAGCAAUGCGGCUAUGACCCAUUCAAACCAGAGGUAGUGAGACCUGAGGAGCAACAGGAUGGGGAGCCUGCUGCUGCGACAGUGGACAUGGGUGCCUUGGAGCUUGAGUUGGUCAAUCGUGCCAUCGAGGAGGUACGCAGUGAGGUGGAGCGGGAAAAGAAGAAACUGUCACGAAUCGGGGAUCAGGAAUAUGACCCGACCGACAGUUCCCCCAAAGUAGUUACUAAAUGGCCAAAACCACUGGCCGUGACAUCACACUUGGCGUAUGACCCAGGCAGUUAUCAGAUGACUACAACAGCUGAUUACAACCCUACCCCUCGCUCCAGUAAGUACACCUUGGAUUCCGACAGCAAAGACAACCAUGCCAGCUCCAUGGAAUAUGUGCCCACCUCAGUUACCAAAAUAGCUGUGAAAAAGCCUGUUCCUCGAACACAAACUCCUCAUCUACACUCUUUGCCUACUAGUCUUAAAUACUCCACUAUUGCAUCCUGCUCCAAGAAUAAGUACACAGUGGAUCAUUCUAAACCAUCCACAGACAUGGAAUAUGACCCCCUCUGCAACUAUUCAGCAAAAAUAGCUGGCAAGAAUAAGAAACACCAGAGGACAGGAACUACUAAGGGUGAAGGAAAAAAGAGACCUCACCUGUCAGGGACAGGAAAGCAGUCAACAGAUGAGGAAUAUGUGCCAACCAUUAAGAAGCCUCGGCAGGUAAUACCAGACCCACUGAAGUACACUGCCAGUUUCUCUGAGUCUGAUGAAGAGAGCUCUGGGAUAGAGUAUCGACCCACCUCUCUCAGCCGUCUGCAGAGGAGGAAAAGCAGCAGUGGGUCAGUGGAGGAAGCCUCAGGUCCAGGGAAAGGAGAGAGGACGGAAGGAGCCGUAGGUGGGCUGAAACAACAGAGGAGUCAGGAGUCUAAAGAGCAGCAGGACGCCGCACACUGGGAGUCAGAGGACUUGGAGAACCAGGAAAUAGUAGCUAGGCAGAAAGACAAGCCAGAGACUGAAAUAGUGGCAGGUAAAACCAGCCAAGUGAAGAGCAGCAAAGUAAAGAAUGUGCAUAAAUCUGAAAAGGAGUCCAGUAAAAAGAGUGGUGCUGGUGGUGGUAGUAGUAGUAAAAAAGGAGCAGGGGAUGGUGAGAAAAUAAGUGAUUCAAAGAAAUCAAGCCACGAAGCUGCAAAGAGAGACCGCAAGAAUCAGGGAAAGAAAGAAGAAAAACGCAAGAUAAAGGAUACAUCUAUAGACAAAGGCAAGGAGGGAAAGAGUAAGAUAAGGACAGACACAUUUAAAAGGGAGUCAAGCAAGCUGGAGAAUGAGCAAGAAAAGGGAGGUGGGGAUAGUAAACUGCAGACUUCAGACAAGGGAAAGGACUCUAAGUUUAAAGAACACAAGAAUGGUAAAUAUGACAGCAAUGAAAGAGAAAAAGAUUCAAAGAAAGUAAGCAAAGGGAGUUCUAAAAUCGGUAAAGACAAGGUGAAGAAAAGCAGCAGUAGCUCCUCUGAUGGCAAAACAGGAAAGGUGAAACAAAGAUCUCUGAGUCACGUAGAUCUGUUUGGUGAUGAGAGUAUAGAGGAGGAAAGUCAGGAGGAUGAGGAAGAGGAGACAAUUGUGAGGAAGUCAGCUGCUCCUUUCAAGAGGGGGAGUUUGACUAGGAGGAAUGUCUCAGAGCUCACCCCCUCAUCCUCAGAGGAUGAAGAUGUUGGUGCAGAAGAUGACGGAGGCUAUGGUGACAUGGAUGAUUGUGGGGUGGACUACUCCAGUCUACAGGUGGACAUGGACUUUGACCUGGAUGAUGACCCAAUGGAGGAGUGCUUACGGAUCUUCAAUGAAUCCAAGGAUGUGAAGACUGAGGACAAGGGAAGGCAAGCCAAGCCCUCUAAAGAUUCGGAGGAUGAGGAUUCCACAGAGAGCAAUCAAACCACUCUUUUCCCCGGUCAGAGGAAAAGGGUUUCACAUUUCUCAGCCAAAGGAAGUACUGAGGCAACCCCGAAGCCUCCACCAUACAGGAGACUGACUGCCCAGGAGAUCUGUUACCAGCGUAUGCAGAUAGCACAGCAGCAGGCUGCCCAGCUGGCUGCAGCUGUGAAGACUGCCUCCACACCCAGCCCUUUCCCUGGGGAGAGGAAGAGAGUAGCCCACCGCCCCACCCCUUUACCAUCCUCUUCCAAAUCUGGUCUUGCCGUGGCAAAGUCGGCGGGCAGCAGAGUGUUGUCGCCCACCAGUACCCUCCCAGCAGGUCUCUCUGUGAAGGCCCAAACAUCAGCCGGCAUCCUGUCAAAGACCACCACCACUGUUGUACAGAAGAGGGUGGCACACACUCCCACAAUGAAGAGCUCUGCAAUGAAGCGGCCAGUUAUUCCCACCGCGUUUGGGGCCAAAGUUCCCACCAACGUCCGCCAGCGAUACCUCAACACAUUUAUAGACGAGUGUAUGAAGUUCUGCCCCUCUGAAGACUUGGCCUUCCAAAUGGCCCUGGAGGAGGAGAAGGUGGUGUAUGACCGGAGCAGCAGUAAGAACAUAUACCUCAAUGUGGCAGUCAACUCCCUGAAGAAGCUACGCAGCAAGAGCAGCUCCCCCAACUCACUCGUUGCCAUGAACCCUGCAGUGGUGGGGAACAGGAAGUCCCAGUCCCAUGAAGAAGUGCUGGGGGGACGCCUCGCUGCCAAGACCAGCUUCACGAUAAACAGGACGGGCAAGCAACAGGCAGAGAAACUCAGUGGUGCUACUCUGUACCGGAAGCUGAGGGACUAUCUGAUGACAGAGGAACGGCUGCAGGAGCAUGGAUACCCUAGGCCACACCCUGAGCACUCAGGUCGAGCCGUGGUCCACAACGUCCCAGAGAAGAACAACGUUGACCCGUUUGCCAAGGUGUGCUGUCGAUGUGGGGCCGAGUAUAAGAUCAAUGCCAACGGCAACUGUGUUCGCAAGGAGGAGUGUAAUCACCACUGGGGCCGUCUGCGCAGACAUAAAGUGUCGGGAGGCUGGGAAACCAACUACAACUGCUGCUCAGGAACUGUGGGCUCUCCUGGUUGCUCCGUGUCUAAGCAACAUGUUCAGGACGGCCGCAAAGAGUCUUUGGGUGGCUACGUUCAGACCUUUGAGAAACAGCUGCCCCCGGAUGGCAACUGUGGAGUCUAUGCCCUGGACUGUGAGAUGUGCUACACAAAGCAGGGUCUGGAGCUGACCAGGGUGACUGUUAUCAACUCUGAGCUGAAAGUCAUAUAUGACACAUUUGUUAAACCUGAAAGUAAAGUGGUAGACUACAACACACGGUUUUCGGGUGUAACGGAGGAGGACCUGGAGAAUGCCAGCAUCACCCUGAGAGACGUGCAGGCGGUGAUGCUCAACAUGUUCAACGCUGAAUCCAUCCUCAUAGGACACAGCCUGGAGAGUGACCUUUUUGCCCUCAAGGUCAUACACAGCACUGUAGUGGACACAGCGAUCGUGUUCCCCCAUCGCCUGGGCUUGCCCUACAAGCGGGCCCUAAGGAACCUCAUGGCAGACCACCUCAAACGCAUCAUACAGGACAGCGUUGAAGGUCAUGACUCCAGUGAGGAUGCCUGCGCCUGCAUGGAGCUUAUGAUGUGGAAGAUCCGAGAAGACGCCAAGGUGAAGAGGUGACCUCUGCCUUCUCUUCCCAGCCCACCUCCCCUCUAACCGGACUGCUGCAGACAUACAGGGAUGGAGAGAGGCGGGGCGCUGGAGGCCCGGAGAAAGAACUAUCAGUCUGAGAAGCCAUCAGCCCAGCACUUGACAAGAAAGAAGUAGCAGGAACGCUUCAGGUAUUCCAAAACAGCCACAGCACAUGUGUUCCACUGACUGGGAUAGGACCUUGACAGAGGGUGAGAAUAGGCUCCUCUGCAGAGAUCUGCACAGACAGCCAAAUCACUACGUUGCCUGGACAGGUGGGCCAAAGUGAACAGGUGCUGCUCCGGCCUUGUUGGAAUACAGCAGAGCCAGAGCCCUCGAUGGAGCAAGCAGGGAAAGAGCAGAAAUCAGCAGUGUUUUAAUUGACUGUUUAGGCAUUUCAUUAAUAAGAUCCAUGAUCAUGAUUGUCACCAGUUUUGGUUGGUAUCUAUUCUUCUCUUCCCGCCAUCUAUUUCUGAAAGAGGGGGGGGGUUUACAUCGAUGGCUCCCAUCAAAUAUAACCUUUCUAUCAAAUGAAAAUGACAGACUUGUCAGGGCAUUGGACUUGUUCACAUUGUUAGGGUGAAAAUGCUAUUGCUGCCGAGCUGCAUCCUUGGCCCAACUUGCACUCUGUUCUCACGUUACAUUAAAUGUGGUCAGUCUCUUAGUAUUUUGGUGGCUCUCAAACUUGAUUCAUCAUGACGGACUUGGUCAGAACCCAAACCAGAAAUAUGAAUGUCUAAAAUUGUCCUGGAGUGGUUGAUUAGAGAUAUUGUGUUGAAUAGCUUGACUAUGAGCUUCACCAUCUCUGUUCUGUACACGGCAUUAAAGUAACUUAGUUUCUAUCUUUGCCUGUGUCCACAUUAUGCAGCAAUUUAGUUAUUCAAUGUAGACCGAUAUGAAACCGUUUAUAUUAAAUAACGCCUAUAAUUUUUUUAUAUGGUAUAACACAUACUGGUAGAAAAAACUUCUGCUGUAAAUUGUUUUCUUUUGUAUUAUCUUUUUCUAUUAAAAAGAUUGAAAAUAUCUGGUUUACUUAAUAAUUUCAAAGUAAACCUUUUUUUCUGCCUAUGUCAAAGCAGGAUAAACAUAACAUCACUAACAAGAAGUGCCUUCUUCACUGAGUAUACAAAACAUUAUGAACACCAUGACAUAGACUGACCAGGUGGAAGAUCCCUUAUUGAUGUCACCUGUUAAAUUCACUUAAAUCAGUGUAGCUGAAGGGGAGGAGACAGGUUAAAUAAGUAUUUUUAAGCAUUGAGACAUGGGGUAUGUAUGUGUGCCGUUCAGAGGGGUAAAUGGACAUGACUUAAGUUCCAAACACCAGUUAGUGUCAAUAACUGCAACGCUGCUGGGUUUUUCACACUCAACAGUUUCCCGUGUGUAUCAAGAAUGGUCCACCACCCGAAGGACAUCCAGCCAACUUGACACAACUGUGGGAGGCAUUGUAGUCUACAUGGUACAUGGGCCAGCAUCCCUGUGGAACGCUUUCGACACCUUAUAGAGUCCAUGCCCCAACGAAUUGAGGCUGUUCUGAGGGCAAAAGGGAGGUGAAGGGGGGGCUCAAUAUUAGUACGGUGUCCUUAAAGUUUUGUACACAGUGUGUAAUAUAUAGUUUUCCAAAUGUAGGUUAAGGUUUAUUUAUGUUAGUGUAUAUCAUGUGUGUUUAUAGUACAGUACAUUAUUGCUAUUGCAGCUGUCAUAUCUCUCUACCCUGUGUGUGUACUCUGACGGAAGGUGCGUUGAAAUUGUCUCCUUUUCUUCUCAGAUUUGUUAGGGAUACAAAACGGGACAGAAAUGCUAAGUGGAGAGGCCCAUUCUUUAUUUUUCACCAGGCUCCACAUUUUUGCCUCUUGAGCUCCUCCCGUCACAUGUCACCAUGCAUUUCCCCAACUGAGGCCAGAGAUCUCUUGACCCCAGGUAUUAAAGACCUAGUUAGCACAGAUCAAUAACCACACAGUAUUCUACUGACAGGGAGGGGGGAUACCUAGUGUUUGAAUGCAGCAGAGAUUUGAGCAUGUGGGGAGAAGCAUCUCUAAAAGCGUCUAGAGGUCUUCAUUAUCAAAAUCGAUCAGUGUGCUCCCUCUGUUCACCUUUGACUGCUGGGGGUCGGUAGGGGCCAGGGUUGGUGCUGGCUCUGUGCAGGCGGGAGCACUCAUGCUUACCCCAUGCUGGAGAAGUCUGGUUUAUCCCCCAAAACACUGAACAGGAGUUACCCACUAACCACAUCCCUAUCAAACUUAUUGAGAGAAUUUGUUUCAUGACCUUUGAAUUAUUUUGAACUUUUUCUACUUUGGUUAGGUUCCUUUAAAGUAUAUUGUUAACUUAUUAUUGUAUGAUCCCAGUUGUACUGUGUAUCAAUGACAUAUUGUGACAGGACAGCAUAGUGUUUGAUGCUUAGGACUGAAAAGUGCUCAACCUUUCCUGAAUAAACAUUUCAUAUUGACCUAAAA